AUGUCCUCGCGGCGAGCGCCCCUCACCAGCAAUCCCAAUGUCGUCAACUCGCCUCUACGCGGGGCCGCCGCCCUGGCCGGCUACGCCAAGCAGAAGCGCUCGCACGCCACCAUCCAGCGGGAAGAGGCCUACGGGCAGCCUCCUCCCGUGAAGAAGCAGGCUCUCGAGAAUGGCUCCCAGCGUUCCAUCCGCUCCCCUUCCAAGGUACCCGUGUCCCGAACCCAGGUCCUCGUGCAGCGUGCCUCCGCCACUGCCACCCGCUUAACGACGGCCGCUACCAAGGAGCGUGUGUCGAGGGCGGUGGCGGCACAAUCGGCCGGGAGAGCUGGCCAGGAUGUCGACAACGAAAAGGAGGUCUGGAAGAAGCACUACAGGGCUAAGUUUCCCAAGAUGGUGUUUUACUUUGAGAGUAUCCCCGAUGACAUCCGGGCCAAGUUGACCAAAAGGGUCACCUACUUUGGCGCUCGUCAAGAGGCUUUCUUCUCCAUUGAAGUGACGCACGUCAUCACCACGCGGACGAUUCCCCCGGAGCGACCCGAGCAGCAGAAGCAGGCGCGACAGCAGCAGACGGCCGAGGAACAACCUAAGACAAUCAACCCGUCUCUGCUCGACAGGAACACGGCUGCGAGGCGGAAGCUGCUAUUCGAGUUUCGCCACGCACCCAUGCCCUCGCAGCAGCCAGACGAGGCCGCCAGGCGGAGCAGCAACAGCAGCAAACCUCGCAACAACGACGUGCUCCACAAGGCCCGCGAGAUGGGAAAGAAGAUUUGGUCUCUGGACAAGUUCCAGACCAUGCUGGCGGUUCUGUUGGAGUCUGAAGUUCACAGUGGCAGCGGCAGCUACGCCUCCCGGUCCAUAAGCAUGCGGAGCCAAUACGGCGCGUCCAAAAGCUCACACGAGCCCAACCUGCUCCAGCUCCUCCAUAAUGAACGCAUCAACGGGCCCUCGGACCGCGACCCCACCGCUGUCAGCAGGGAGCUGGUGUACUUCAAGGGGCCCUACAUCUACGUCUGGGACAUGGACGAGAAGCAAAAGCCCAUCAUGGCCCGCGAUUACCCCAAGGUAGCUAAUAAGACGGACGGCGAAUGGCCCCAGUUUCGGAGCGUGGGCAAUGGACGCUGUCCUUUUGUAGAGGAGGCUGAUCCCGCGCCUGACAAGGAUUAUCGAAAGACCCGAGAACGCGAAAAGGCACGAGCUACCGCUGUCGCGGCGGCGGCAGCGGCGAAGCGAGUAGACGAUGCCGUGCCCACCUCCAAGCCACUGGAGAACCUUUCUCUGGCGAAGUCGGUGACCGGUAAGCGAACGCUGGCUGAGAUGGAAGACGGCGAUAAGAACAGGGUGGCAGGGCGUGCGGCCACGCCGACGGCGACAGCGGACCUCGGCCCCAUCAAGGCGGCGGCCGCGUCCAAAGGCGCCGACGCACCGUCGACGCAAAAUGCCUUCAUCAGCCGCGCCGCUGGGGGUGGACGGCUGCUUGCGGGCGAACCGGUGGCAUCGGGUAUGCAGCCCUCGAACAUAACAUCGGCCAUUCGCUCGCAGAUGAUCUCGUCCACCUCAGGCAUCAACGGCGCCAAGGCUGGGACCAGCAAGGAGGUUCAUGGACUGCAGAGGAAAGUGCUGCAGAAGGCGACGACCCCGGCCUCUCAUGACCACAGCUCUCGUCGGCUCGCCGAGAUCUCGGUAGAUGUCGCGUCUAGCCGGUCGACAAACAUGGGACGACAGACGUCACGGACGGUUCACGCGCAAGACGAGGACUGCCACUCGCAGCGUACCGCGGCGGCCGCGGCGGAAGGCAAGGAGAGGAAGCUGCGCUCGCAGCAAACCCUCAAGAGCAAGAAGGACUUGAAGCCUGGCUACUGUGAAAACUGCCAAGACAAGUUUCGAGACUUUGACGAGCACAUUGCAUCUCGAAAGCACCGCAAGUUUGCUGAAAACGACGACAACUGGACCGAGCUCGAUUCGUUACUGGCUCAGCUGAGACGCACGCCGAAGCACUUUGCGGGCCCCGACUCUGAUUCCGAGGACACGUGGUAA
Molecule: messenger RNA, 2034 nt
Organism: Hirsutella rhossiliensis
Lineage: Eukaryota; Fungi; Ascomycota; Sordariomycetes; Hypocreales; Ophiocordycipitaceae
Product: Dfp1/Him1 domain-containing protein
Exons: 4
Coding region: 1-2034 (677 amino acids)
Biological process (GO): regulation of cell cycle phase transition; positive regulation of nuclear cell cycle DNA replication
Cellular component (GO): Dbf4-dependent protein kinase complex; nucleus
Molecular function (GO): zinc ion binding; nucleic acid binding; protein serine/threonine kinase activator activity
Source: RefSeq, a predicted model, not a curated record